CUAGAGGCUACCUUUCACGAUAAAUUUUUAUUAAACUGUAACCAUAGAAACGUUACCGCCAUGACCAAAUAAACAUGGCGAAGGCCAAUUGAUUUGUUGUAAACAACAUUAAGCUAUAACUCAAAUCAUUGGGUAAUAAUGGGAAACAUUUACUUAAAAUGAUAAUAUAAUUAUAUUAUUAGCUAAUCAUGGAUAAGACGGUUAGUGCAGAAAAAAGAGGAUCUUUACAUGAUCUAUUAGCAACUGUUGUUGAAGUUCAUAAGAAAGAUAUUAAUGAUUAUACGUGGGGUCAUCUAAAUGAAGCUAAUUUACCUAAAAUAGGGUGGAAGUCAAGUCAUGUUGAAUGGCAUGGCUCAAAAACACCAAGAAGCCGACCUCUCAAAAGUCGACAAACUAUUACUCCAAUUCAACCGAGAAAGCCAAAAACAACGGAUGAAAUGAAAGAUUCCGUUAUGGCUUUUAGUGUUGGUACAAACGGAGCUCUAAGUCUUAAAAAAGACAAAGAAACUCUAGCUUCAAAUUCGGCAACUAAAGGAAAGGUUCUAGUCGAGGAAUUGCCCUCUAGACUAAUACAUCAUUGUAUUCCAUCAGUGGAUGGUAUAGCUUUCACAAAAAAGGAACAAUACGAUCAACUACGUAGUUUCGAAGAAAAUGUCCUUAAAAAGAGCCAACUGCUAGAAAAGAAAAUUCUUAGCGGCGUAGCUACAGUCGAACCUCAUGAACAUAACCUUCAGUUAGAAUUGAAAGAAUUGAACGAAAUUGGUGCUGGCGCUGGAACAAAUCUAAUUAAACUGCAAACAUAUGCUAAUACUUUUCACGAUCUUGCUGAAGAUGCUAAUAUAUUUGGUCAUCUAUUUAGGACAAUAAAGGAAGAAUACGAUAGUUAUUUGCAAUGGUUGUUAGAGACUCAUACUACUCGAAUUCCAAUUCUACAACAACAAAUGAGAAAUUUAGAAGAAAGGGAAACUUCAAGACCAAGUCGUUUAAAAGAAGAAGAAGAUCGAGUGAAAAAUCUUGAAGACAAAGCCGAAAAAAUACUGGAAGAAAACGAAAAUCUCAGAGCAGAACUUCGAAAAGAAGAAUUACUGUUAUGCCAAUUGGAAAACACUGAACCUGUCAAGGCAACAACGAAAUUCAUCCCUAAGACCUCAUCGGAACAAGUUGAAUCGCUUAGGGUCUCUAUAUGGGAAAAAAUAGAUGAUAUAGAAAAUAUUCGCAAAGAUCUCAAUUCGAAUUACGUUCCAAUAUCAGUUUGUACCUAUUUGGAACAGUGUUUGAAAGAUACGGAAGUCUGUAUAAUAGUUAAUUUCAUAAUCGCUUAAAUAAUCCCUCUUAAUCUUUAGGUAAACAUUCAAAAAUUGUCUGGUGAACGAGAUUACUUUGUGAGAAAUGUCACUGAAUUAGAGAUGGAGCUUCAAAACGCAAUAAGCAUGGCGGAUACAACUGAAAAGGACGCAAAGAGAGUCUGGAGGAAAAUAAGGGCUGUUAAGGCUUUAAUGAGUGCAAGCGGUACAAUGAUUGUUGAAGAUAUGACGGAAGAGGAGGAAGACGAAUGCAAAUGGAACUGGUACAUUUCCUAAUUAACUAAUUUACAUAAUUGUUUUUAUAAAUAAAUAUACAAACAUAUAUUGAUACU
Molecule: messenger RNA, 1636 nt
Organism: Dimorphilus gyrociliatus
Lineage: Eukaryota; Metazoa; Annelida; Polychaeta; Dinophilidae
Source: the annotation of a GenBank genome assembly